UUUGUUUGUUUUAUUUUAGAAACAGAAAAGAUCCCUGUAAUGCGUGGACAGUGGUUUAUUGAUGGGACUUGGCAGCCUCUGGAAGAGGAGGAAAGUAACUUAAUAGAACAGGAGCAUCUCAACCGCUUCAAAGGCCAGCAGCUGCAGGAGAGCUUUGAUAUGGAAAUAUCCAAACCUGUUGAUGGGAAGGAGGCUAUUCAUAGUUUAAAGCUGAGCCGUAACCACGUGGACUGGCACAGUGUGGAUGAAGUUUAUCUCUACAGUGAUGCCACAACAUCCAAAAUUGCAAGGACUGUUACACAAAAGUUGGGGUUUUCCAAAGCUUCAAGCAGUGGCACAAGGCUACACAGAGGCUACGUGGAGGAAGCCACGUUGGAAGACAAGCCACCCCAGACCAGUCACAUUGUGUUUGUUGUGCAUGGGAUUGGGCAGAAGAUGGACCAAGGGAGGAUCAUCAAAAACACAGCCAUGAUGCGAGAUACUGCAAGAAAAGUGGAAGAAAAGUAUUUUUCCAAUCUUGCAACACACGUGGAAUUCCUCCCAGUGGAGUGGAGAUCAAAGCUGACCCUCGAUGGAGACACUGUGGACUCCAUAACUCCGGAUAAAGUGCGGGGUUUACGGGAUAUGCUCAACAGCAGUGCCAUGGACAUCAUGUACUACACCAGUCCUCUUUACAGGGAUGAGCUGGUGAAGGGGCUGCAGCAGGAGCUGAACCGCCUCUACUCCCUCUUCUGCUCCCGGAACCCCGAGUUUGAGGAGAAGGGAGGGAAGGUGUCCAUCGUGUCCCACUCUCUGGGCUGUGUCAUCACCUAUGACAUCAUGACAGGCUGGAAUCCAGUCAGGCUCUAUGAGCAGCUGCUGCAGAAGGAGGAGGAGGAGGAGCUGGAAGAGCGUUGGAUGAGCUACGAGGAGCAGCGUUUGCUGGAGGAACUUUACAUAACCAAACAACGGUUGAGAGAGAUAGAAGAGAGGUUACAUGAGUUAAAGGCAUCCACCAUAUCAAAACCACCUGUCUUAAAAUUUAAGGUUGAGAAUUUCUUCUGUAUGGGAUCCCCACUGGCAGUGUUCCUGGCCUUGCGUGGGAUCCGUCCCGGGAGCAGCGGCAGCCAGGAUCACAUCCUGCCCAGAACCAUCUGUAACCGCUUAUUAAACAUUUUUCAUCCAACAGAUCCAGUGGCCUACAGGUUAGAACCCUUAAUCCUGAAACACUACAGCAACAUCUCACCUGUGCAGAUCCACUGGUACAACACAGCCAACCCCCUCCCUUACGAGCACAUGAAGCCAAGUUUCCUCAACCCCAGCAAAGAACCUACCUCAGCCCCGGACACCGAGAGCGCGUCGGCGGCGCCCAGCCCCACCACGUCCCCGGUGAUGGUGCGGCGCCACUACGGGGAGUCCAUCACCAACAUUGGCAAAGCCAGCAUUUUGGGAGCUGCGAGCAUCGGGAAGGGCCUCGGUGGGAUGCUCUUCUCCAGGUUUGGCCGGUCCAGUGCCACCCCCCAGAGCAUGGAGACAGGAAAAGAGGGACCUGAGGGGGAUGAGAAGAAGACCACGAGUGCUGGGAGCCCACCUUUGCCUCACAGCAGCUCGGGAUUCCUCGAACCCACAGUGGAACUGGAGCACAGGAUCGACUUUGAGCUCAGGGAAGGUCUCGUGGAGAGCAGAUACUGGUCUGCAGUCACAUCCCACACUGCUUACUGGUCAUCUCUGGAUAUUGCCCUCUUCCUCCUCACCUUCAUGUACAAGCAAGACCAAGAAGAGACUGACAAAUCCAAUUUAGACACUGUGUGAGUUUUUCACUGGGGACAGGAGAGGAAACUUUCAAAACCAGUGGCACAAAACGGAUUUGACUGCAGAGCUGCAGGACCUGUGGCAUGGAGGUUUCAGGUUCAAGUGCAUGUUUGGGGGGUUUUCCUGUUUCUAAAAAGGAGAAGUUAUUUGUAUUUCAAAGCACUUUAUAGUUUUCAACGUUUUGCAGUGCUGAAUUAGACCUGAAAGAAUUCCAGAUUCCUGUCAAUGUGGACUGUACAAAGAGCCAAGACAGCAUUGUAGCAUCCCGUGAGCAUUUGUGCUUGGGUGACAUCCUUGUUAAUGACCAUAAUUGCUGUUUAGUUCAUUAAACUAUUAAAAAAAAAAUAGUGGAUUAAAAAAAAAAAACAACAAAAAAAAAAACCAACAACAACAAACCAAACCUAAAUUAAUUUGCAUUAACAAAAAAAAAAACAAAAAUAGAUGUUCAGUACAAACCUAAACCUGCCAUGUGCUGAUGUUUUACGUACCCGUGAUUAACAAGCAGUGGUGUCAUUUUUCCAGGACUUUAUUCAGCUCCACAUCCAAUUAUCCUUACAUUGGAAGCCCAUUCUCACUGCUGGCUCCUGAGGGUCUAUCCUAUGUGAUAAAUUAAGAAACUAAUGCUGAAGAGAAAAAAAAAAAGAAAAAAACUAUAAAAAAAAAAAAGAGCAUGAGGCAAAUAUUUGAAAUACUGUAAUUAUAAUUUAUUAUUCUCUCUAAUCGUUUCAUUUUAUUCCAGUGUAUAAAACAUUACUUUUUUACUGAUUUCUUUUGACAUAAUUUAAGAACCACAUUUAUUUUCUACAGUGUUAAGACUUUUUCUCAGAAAUACAUAUCUUUGUACUACUAUUCAAAUGAAUAUAUGGACACUGUGGCACACUUUAAGUAUUUUUUCAUUAAAAAUAAAUAUUUGUGGUUUCA
Messenger RNA from Parus major (Great Tit), 2712 nucleotides. RefSeq names its product DDHD domain containing 1 (gene DDHD1). NCBI's taxonomy places the organism in Eukaryota, Metazoa, Chordata, Aves, Passeriformes, Paridae. The transcript has 11 exons. The record is from RefSeq and is a predicted model, not a curated record. Gene Ontology annotation, molecular function: metal ion binding; glycerophospholipase activity. The coding region runs from base 40 to 1791 and encodes 583 amino acids. Gene Ontology annotation, cellular component: cytoplasm.